AUGUGCGCGCUGUCCUUUGCAAAGUUUCAUUACCUCUUUGUACCAAUUCUAUCAAAGUAUAUCAACUUGCAACCCGAUGUAGUCAGCUACUCUACCAUGGUACUGAACCAGCUCCUUGACAUCGAGGAUGCGCUGGUAACUCCGACAAACCCCGUACGUGCUGAUGGCAACCUUGACGUCGUGCGCUGUGCCAAGCUACACAACCAUCUCGUGGCGCUGAGCUGGAUGGAAAGGCACCAAAAGUCAGCCCACGAGUUGAACGAGCUCACAGACUCUCACCGGUCCUAUUUUGACGUGUUUGGCCACGAGGCUGACGAGGUUCGCCAACGGUUGGAUUCCCAGCUCGCGAGUUUCCUCGAGUCUAUAAUUGUACUACCUGUAGUAGAGGACAAGUCAGAGCUAUUUCUUUGCAUACAAAGGGUUGCUGAGCCUGACUGUAUCCAGGAUGAAUACAUUCUUGAAGCUUUCCACGCUGAGGACGAUCGCACUGACUAA
[Torrubiella] hemipterigena is the source of this 495-nucleotide messenger RNA. The record is from the annotation of a GenBank genome assembly. Lineage: Eukaryota; Fungi; Ascomycota; Sordariomycetes; Hypocreales; Clavicipitaceae.